AUGGCCGAGAACGAGCGGAUCCGAGCGCGGGCUCCCGGAUCUGGCCGGACUUCGGCGCAGGGCGGCGCGGGGAGCCGCAGGGACGACCGGGAGAGCGAGGUCCGGCGAGGGGAGGGCGAGGUGGCGCAGGCGACGGGAGGAGGCGGCACCGGCGAGCGCCGGCGCGGGGACGCGGCGGCGGGGUCGGAGGAGCUCGGCGGCGCGCGGCGAGGGGCGCGACGGCGGGAGCCAGGCGGCGCGAAGAACGGUGGCGGGGUCGGGCGCGGUGCGGGCGACUCGGACCCAGAUCGGCCCGCGGCGGGCCGUGGAUGGGCUCCGGCGGGCCCGUGCGGCCGGAGGCGUGGGUGGGGCGACGGGGAGCCAGGUGGCGUCGUGGGAUAG
Messenger RNA from Aegilops tauschii subsp. strangulata, 381 nucleotides. Lineage: Eukaryota; Viridiplantae; Streptophyta; Magnoliopsida; Poales; Poaceae. The record is from RefSeq and is a predicted model, not a curated record.